Molecule: messenger RNA, 1620 nt
Organism: Dioscorea cayenensis subsp. rotundata (Guinea yam)
Lineage: Eukaryota; Viridiplantae; Streptophyta; Magnoliopsida; Dioscoreales; Dioscoreaceae
Product: probable receptor-like protein kinase At5g20050
Exons: 2
Coding region: 1-1536 (511 amino acids)
Biological process (GO): protein phosphorylation
Molecular function (GO): ATP binding; protein kinase activity
Source: RefSeq, a predicted model, not a curated record
AUGAAGAUUUUGCAUACAAUUUCUGCUGUUGUGAUUCUAUUCCUCCUCCUUCUGAUGAUACUACUCCGGAUUCUUCUCGGAGCAUCAAAGGCUUUUUUUCUUAUUGCUAAUAUUGAAGUUUCAACCAUUUUCUCUGCAUUCAUCAUCUUUAUUCUCCAAUUCACUUUGAAUGUGACCUCAAUUUGCGGUGUAAUCAAGCUGGUCAUCUUUUGCACUAUACUUGUUGUCUUCAUUGUCACUAUAGCUAUCGUAUCAUGUAUCCGUUUAGGAUGUUCGACGACAUUUUCCAUCUUCAUAGUAGCUGAUAUUCUUCUUUUUGUCCUACUGUCAUGUGGAUACUUAUGUUAUAGAAGAAGAUAUAGAAGAAGAAAUCAAUGGAGACAUGUUCAAAGUCCAUUACAGAUAAUAACUGCAAGAGAGCAAGAACUCCAUCUUGAUUACAGUUAUUUAAGACACAUUGCAGGAUUGCCAAAAAACUUCAGAUAUGAGGAACUCUCAGCAGCAACCAAUAAUUUUCAGAAUCAAGUUGGUAGAGGUGGUUCUGGUUCUGUCUUCAGAGGAGUUCUCAGUGAUGGUUCACAGAUAGCAGUCAAAAGAAUUGAAGGAGAAGUCCGCGGAGAAAGGGAGUUCUGGAAUGAGCUCGUCGCCAUUGCUACCGUGCAACACUUCAAUCUUGUUCGUCUUCUUGGUUGUUGCCACAUCCCCGGUGAUAAUCUUCGCUAUCUUGUCUAUGAGUUCAUCGAGAACGGGUCUCUAGAUUCUUGGUUAUUCAAGAAGAACAAUAGAGAAGAACAAGAAGGAGAUGAAGUUUUCUUGACAUGGCCAUUAAGAUAUCAAGUAGCAGUGGAUGUAGCAAAAGCACUGGCAUAUUUGCAUCAUGAUUGCAGGCUAAAAAUACUGCAUCUUGAUAUCAAACCAGAAAACAUCCUGCUUGACACUGAUUUCAGAGGCCAUUUAACAGAUUUUGGAAUUUCCAGAUUGAUGAAAAGAGAGGAAACUAGUGUUUUAACAACAGUGAGAGGAACCAGAGGUUACUUAGCACCAGAAUGGUUCUUUGGAGAUGGUAUAUCAGAAAAAUCAGAUGUUUAUAGUUAUGGUAUGGUGCUUUUAGAGCUUGUUGGUGGACAGAGGAACAUGAAAGUCAUACAUGAAGGAGUAGGAGUAGAGAAUAGCACAAUGAGAUUAUUUUGCUUUCCAAGGAUUGUGAAUGAGAAAAUGAGAGAAGGGAAGGUGAUGGAGGUGGUGGAUGAGAGGUUGGUAAGAAGAGGUGAUGUUGUAGAGAAGGAAGUGAAAGCAUUGGUUUGUAUAGGACUGUGGUGCAUUCAAGAGAGACCAGAAGUGAGGCCAAGUAUGGAGUUGGUUGUGGACAUGCUUGAAGGUCAUGUGGAUGUGAGCAUGCCACCAGAGACAAGGAUGUUCAUGGGUGGUUUCUUGGUGCCUAUGACAAUGGAUGUAAACUCUAUGAAUGAUGAUGAUGAUGAUGAAAAUGGGUCCAUUAGAGAAGAGGUCACUGUUAUUACUUCAUUCAAUUCAUGAAACAUGCAAGGAUCUCCAUUAAAGGACCACCACCUUCUGCAUCUUGUUUGCUAUUUUGUUGGCAAUUGCACAUGCUAGUGUCAU